Messenger RNA from Bubalus bubalis (water buffalo), 1259 nucleotides. RefSeq names its product deoxyhypusine hydroxylase (gene DOHH). The record is from RefSeq and is a predicted model, not a curated record. Bases 291 to 1202 code for a protein of 303 amino acids. Gene Ontology annotation, biological process: peptidyl-hypusine biosynthetic process. Gene Ontology annotation, molecular function: deoxyhypusine monooxygenase activity. The transcript has 5 exons. NCBI's taxonomy places the organism in Eukaryota, Metazoa, Chordata, Mammalia, Artiodactyla, Bovidae.
CUGAGAAGUGCCCGUAGAUUCCUCAUGAUGUGUGAGUGAGCUAUGGCACCAUUGCUAACUCGCGCUUGCGGUAGCACUCACGCUGCGGAGCCUUAGAUUGGAUCCUCCCUCAGUGCUGCGUUGGUGCCUUCCGGUCUGGUCACGUGGGCGGCAAGAUGGCGGCCCCCAGAGCGCUGUAGCAGUGUCGCGGUUGGUGAAGUGUUGGUGGCAGCGGCCGCGGAGCGGGUGGGUCCGGUUCUCAAGCUGAGAGUCCCCUGGUGUAGCCCAAGGGGGAGGAAGGCGGCAUCACCAUGGUGACGGAGCAGGAAGUGGAGGCAGUGGGGCAGACGCUGGUUGACCCCGGGCAGCCCCUGCAGGCCCGCUUCCGGGCACUGUUCACACUGCGUGGGCUCGGGGGUCCAGUGGCCAUCUCCUGGAUCAGCCGGGCCUUCGAUGAUGACUCAGCCCUGCUCAAGCAUGAGCUGGCCUACUGCCUGGGCCAAAUGCAGGACCGGCGGGCCAUCCCUGUGCUGCUGGACGUGCUACGGGACACCCGCCAGGAGCCCAUGGUGCGCCACGAGGCAGGGGAGGCCCUGGGGGCCAUUGGGGACCCAGAGGUGCUGGAGAUCCUGAAGCAGUACUCUACUGACCCUGUUGUCGAGGUGGCUGAGACAUGCCAGCUGGCUGUCCGGCGGCUGGAGUGGCUGCAGCAGCAUAGUGGAGGGUCAGCGGUCCGGGGGCCCUACCUCUCUGUGGACCCAGCCCCGCCCGCUGAGGAGCACGACCUGGGGCAGCUGCGGGAGGCGCUGCUGGAUGAGGCCCGGCCACUCUUCGACCGAUACCGAGCCAUGUUUGCCCUGCGCGACGCUGGGGGCAAGGAGGCCGCCCUGGCGCUGGCCGAAGGCUUGCGCUGCGGCAGCGCCCUCUUCCGCCAUGAGAUCGGCUACGUUCUGGGCCAGAUGCAGCACGAGGCGGCAGUGCCCCAACUGGCGGCGGCCCUGGCGCAGCCCACUGAAAACCCCAUGGUACGACACGAGUGCGCCGAGGCCCUGGGGGCCAUCGCCCGGCCUGCCUGCCUGGCUGCCCUGCGGGCCCACGUGGCCGACCCUGAGCGUGUGGUGCGGGAGAGCUGCGAGGUGGCCCUGGACAUGUAUGAGUACGAGACGGGGUCGACCUUCCAGUAUGCCGAUGGGCUGGAGCGGCUGCGCUCACCCCUCUCCUAGGGCCUCAGCGGGGCGGUCUCCCUUUUGGACUCGGCGCAUAAACCAUGCUGGAGUGAA